Alternaria rosae is the source of this 1503-nucleotide messenger RNA. RefSeq lists its product as uncharacterized. The record is from RefSeq and is a predicted model, not a curated record. Bases 78 to 1064 code for a protein of 328 amino acids. NCBI's taxonomy places the organism in Eukaryota, Fungi, Ascomycota, Dothideomycetes, Pleosporales, Pleosporaceae. The transcript has 2 exons.
CAACAGCAGUGCAGCCGACCGCCCUUCAACAGUCGUCCUCUCUUCUAGUAAUAUACCUACUCACGGACUCAGUCAACAUGUCCACCGAUCAUAUGAUCAAGACCCCCGACACUGCCGCUGGCGCUACCUUUACACCUGAGGUCACUCAAGCCGACAACAUUCGCAGCGCGAUGUCUGUCGACAACCUCCUCGCGGGCCCGACUGAUUCUCCUGACAUGACCUCGGCGCUCAUACUUGCACCACCUUCCACUCCUAAGUUGACCAAGGAAGAGCCUUCAUCGCUCACUGUCAAGACUCCUGACACCGUCAUGACUGACCUCGCCGAGCACGACGCCUCUAGUAAUGAGUCUCUUGACGACGGUGAAGACGUACCCGAAUCCCAGCGCGAGUUCCUCUGCAUGAACGACGAGCACACUCGCUGCAUGACUGGCCAGUACACCAAGGACCUGUCGCGCAAGGUCAUCUCCGACCACUUUGGCCGCAACAAGGCGUGUACCCGCGACGUCACCGACUGGCCCCUCUUCUGCCGCAAGCACUACCAGCGUGCGACCUACAAUAAGACCAAGUGGCAGAUCCGCAAAGUCCAGCUCAUCAUCCGCCAGUUCGAGGUCAUCGAGAAGCAGUUCCCGGGCACUACCUACGACAUCGCCUUCAAGAAGUCCGAGGAAGCGCGUCUCAACCACUACUCUCGUCAAGUCGCCGCCGGAACUAACAACGACAAAGCCGAAAAGAGCGUCCACCCCAAGAUCGGCAAGCACUUCGAGGCGCCCAUCGACGUCCUUCGCGAGUUAGACCAGUGGCUCGGCUUCAACAAGACCUACGCAGAAGUCAAGAAGAUCGUCGACGUCAUCCUCCAGAUGCUCGAGGAGAAGGAGACUGAACAAGUCCCCUCCAUCGAGUUCCUCCCUAAGCUCCCAGGCAAGACCCCGUCGCCCAAGAAGACUCCAGCCAAGGCCCGUACACCCAAGUCGCCCCAGUCACCCAAGUCACCUGCAAAGUCACCCAAGACCCCUACCCGCGUCUCCAACAAGGGUUCCGUCAAGAAGACUUCAGCAAAGGCUUAGUUCUACCAUGGCGUCGCUGCGCCCAGCAUCGCGACUACCGUCGCAUCACGUCACUCCUUCAUCCCAUUGCCAUUGCGUUCACGGUUCCCAGCGGCUGAGCUACCGACACUCUAAUCUCCUUUGAGUGUCCUGGCAACAUGCACGCGCUACUAUCAUCUUCACUAUGUUCACAGCAUUUGCAACUUCAUUCUUUGAUGCACAUGUUUAGCACCAUCACGACUGUCUCUCGCUGUCGCUUCACGUACCAGCGUUCCAACGCAAGACACAAGACUGUUCGUAUGGCCGCUGGCCUCACAUGUACUCAAUCACUGCAUGGGGAUUUUCUUUUACUUCUAUACCCCUCAUCUUACGAUGACGACUUGUCUUGUCUUGUCUCUUGCAUUAUAGGUAGAUUUGGGGGGCGUUUAGGCGUAUCUGGGGGUAUGGGUAUGGGUUCAGG